AUGGCCGACCCUUCCCCCGUGGCGGCCUAUGAAACCUCCAGCCAUGAUGCCGAAAAGAAAGGCGAGCCCGAGACGGGCUGGGCCUCUGUGGAUGUCGACUACGGUGCCGAAACCGAUCUGAAGCGGAGUUUGUCCACCCGACACUUGACCAUGAUUGCGCUGGGAUCCUCUAUUGGUAUGGGGUUAUGGCUGGGUAGUGGUGAAUCCCUGGAGAACGGUGGACCAGCGGCUAUCUUCAUCGGCUACCUGCUGAGUGGCACGAUGAUCUGGUCGGUUAGUCACUCGAUCGGUGAGAUGGCUGUCAUGUACCCUCUGCCGUCUGCCUUUACCCAGUGGACGGAGAUGUUCAUUGACCGGUCGGCGGCGUUUGCCCUGGGCUGGGCGUAUUGGUUUUCUUACUUUAUCACGAUCGCAAACGAGCUCCAGGGUAUCGUUACGGUGCUGAACUUCUGGACCGACAAGGUGCCUAUCGCAGCCUGGAUCACCAUCUUCUGGGUGGUGAUCAUUUUCAUCAACGUCUUCGCGGUGCGGUUCUUUGGUGAAGUCGAGGUCAUUGCCUCCUCCAUCAAGUUUGGCUGGAUCUUCGUGGUCAUCAUCUCCCUGAUCGUGGUUUCGGCCGGCGGUGCCCCCAAGGAGGGCCCAAUUGGAUUCCGCUACUGGAACUCGAUGCCAUUCACGCACGGCUUCAAGGGCUUCCUGUCCGUCAUGCCCACCUGCAUCUUCGCCAUGUCCGGCUCCGAGAACUCGGCCCUGGUGGCGGCGGAGACGGACAACCCGCGCAAGGCGGUGCCACGCGCCGUCAGCUCGAUCUGGCUGCGUCUGUCGCUCUUUUACGUCCUGGGAUCGCUGAUGAUCACCAUCACGGUGUCCCCCAAGGACCCCAACCUCUUCGGUGGCUCGGGCGUCAACGCGUCGCCGUUCGUCAUUGCCUACCGCAACGCCGGUCUUGCUCCUCUGGCCCACAUCAUGAACGCCGUCAUCUUCAUCUCGGUUUUGUCGACCGGUAGUAUCUCCGCCUACGGUGGUUCCCGGACCCUCAUGGGUCUCACACACAUGAAGAUGGCCCCGAAGAUCUUCGGCAAAGCCGACAAAGCGGGUCGCCCCGUCGCCGGUUUGGUGAUCACGCUCGUCAUCGGCGGUGGCCUCGCCUACCUCAACGUCGACAACAAAGGUUCAACCGUCUUCUCCUGGUUUUCAAACCUGACAUCCCUCUUCACAUUGUUCGGAUGGGGUACUAUCUGCCUCUCGCACCUGCGCAUGCGCUACGCCUGGAAGGUCCAAGGCCGCUCGGUCGAAGACCUGCCCUGGCGGUCGUGGACAUACCCCUACGGCGCCAUCUGGGGUCUGUUCUGGUGCAUCCUGCUCAUCAUCGCCGAGUUCUAUCUCAGUUUGUGGCCCCUGGACGGUAGUCCCACGGCCAAGGGGUUCUUCGCGAACUAUGUGUCUGUUGUGGCUAUCGUGGUGCUGUAUGUUGCCGCUCGAUGCUACUACCGUGGUCGGUGGUGGGUGGAUGCCAGUACGAUUGAUUUGGAUGGACCGAGGCGGUUCUAUUCCGAUGCAGUGGAUGAGGAGGCGAAGCCGGCGAAGACGGGCGUCAAGAAGUAUGCGUCUAUGGUGGUAUCGGCGGUGUUUGAGUAG
Molecule: messenger RNA, 1638 nt
Organism: Aspergillus sclerotioniger CBS 115572
Lineage: Eukaryota; Fungi; Ascomycota; Eurotiomycetes; Eurotiales; Aspergillaceae
Product: putative amino acid transporter
Exons: 4
Coding region: 1-1638 (545 amino acids)
Biological process (GO): amino acid transmembrane transport
Cellular component (GO): membrane
Molecular function (GO): amino acid transmembrane transporter activity
Source: RefSeq, a predicted model, not a curated record